GCGCAGGAGGGGCGUGGCCGGAAGCGGAAGCGGGAGCGGAAAGGGGAGCGCGGGCGCUGCGGCGGCCCCGGCGGCGGCCCCGGCAGGAUGAGCGAGCCCGAGCUGCUGCUGGACUCCAACAUCCGGCUGUGGGUGGUGCUGCCCAUCGUCUUCAUCACCUUCUUCGUGGGCAUGAUCCGGCACUACGUGUCCAUCCUGCUGCAGAGCGACAAGCGCCUCACGCAGGAGCAGGUGUCCGACAGCCAAGUCCUGAUUCGGAGCAGAGUCCUUCGAGAAAACGGGAAAUACAUUCCUAAGCAGUCAUUUCUGACACGGAAAUAUUAUUUUAACAAUCCAGAGGAUGGAUUUUUUAAGAAAACGAAAAGAAAGGUCGUGCCCCCUUCACCAAUGACAGACCCUACCAUGCUGACAGAUAUGAUGAAAGGGAAUGUAACCAACGUUCUGCCUAUGAUCCUCAUCGGUGGUUGGAUCAACAUGACUUUUUCAGGAUUUGUCACAACAAAGGUCCCGUUUCCUCUGACGUUGCGUUUUAAACCAAUGUUGCAGCAGGGGAUUGAACUGCUCACCUUGGAUGCGUCCUGGGUGAGCUCUGCUUCCUGGUACUUCCUGAAUGUGUUUGGGCUCAGAAGCAUUUAUACUCUCAUCCUGGGCCAAGAUAACGCUGCAGAUCAGUCUAGGGUGAUGCAAGAACAAAUGACAGGGGCAGCAAUGGCCAUGCCAGCAGAUACUAAUAAAGCAUUUAAGACGGAGUGGGAAGCUUUAGAACUAACUGAUCAUCAGUGGGCCUUAGAAGAUGUAGAAGAGGAGCUCAUGGCAAAAGACCUCCAUUUCGAAGGCAUGUUUAAGGAAGAACUUCAGACCUCCAUCUUCUGAAUCUGAGAAUAUGCUUUUCUCUCUUGUCAAAGUCAUUUGAAAAUAAAUAUGUUACUUAUAACUCUAUAAUGUAUCUUAGCAAGGCUGAGAAUAAAAGAGAAACACCCUGCUCAGAACUGCAGUGACCGAACUGUGAUUUGAGCCCCAGGACUAAGUCUCAUUUGAGGCAAGGGCUCUCAGUGUGAGUUUUUAGCUGGAGUUCUGUUUCUCUCGCUGGGAAAUGUUAGCUGGAGAAAAGACCUAAAAUUGCCAGUUCUAGGACAGAAAGAGCAAGUCUGCCUGAGUUAAGCCACUUAAAAUUUCACAAGACUGAAAAGUACCAGGAGUAGCUGUGACUGUGAUUUUAUCCUUUUUUAAAAGCACCGAGUUAGUGCUCUUUUUUUUUUGAACAGUGAAGACUUACUUCAUUGCGUUAGCAAUUCACAACUGACUUAGUGAGAAAGUAUCCAAGAAGCAGUGUGAGGAUUCAGUUUCUGAGAGCAGUGGUCGUCCUUCACCUCUGCACUCUUGCCUGUUAAAAUAAUCAGGUUUUGAAGCUUUCUCAGAAGGGAACAGAAACGAGAGGGAGAUACUCACCACUUGCUCAUGGCAAAGCGUGGUACAGCUCUCACCUUCCUCUCGUAUCUAAGCCUGCACCAAAGCUCCCCAGUGCUGCAAAAUCCCAUCUGCUUUCUUCUGCCCUGGUCAGCCAGGUGGUCAUGGGGGCAACUUCUGGCCCUGCUUUGCCACUUCUGUUCCUGGGCAGUGCAGAGCCAGUAAACACAGACUAUUUCUCCAUUCAUUUAAUCCUUCCACAAUCCCUUUGUAAGCACCUACAGAGCCCCUCAUGCCUUCCACACUUGCAGCAGGACGUACACCCUCCCACAGCUGAAAGAGCUCCCGGAACACCAGGCGCCCGCAGGACCAGCAGAGGUCACAACAAAAGCUGAAAACACAACAAAACCCAGUUUCAGUGCAAACCACUCUUUAAUUUUCCUCUUUGUACAACAGAGCCAGCCACUUACAAAGUGCUAGUCUAAAAACAGGUCUGGUAGUACAGCACACACACACCAGCUGAAGCCCAGCAGCUCAGAGGCAGAGAAAGUAAAAGCUGGGCCACUUUUUCUGCAUUACAACAGAGUCUGUUCAGCAUCUGAGCACUGGAGAUUUAGCCUCAUCGAUGUGUUUCUGUGUCAGCACAGGUUGGAAGGUGAAGAGGAGAACAAAGGCUAUUUCAUAUUCAUUUUUUUUACUUUGAAAGGUCUUUUACUCCCCUCCCUUUUACUCUCUUCCCCACUUUGGAAUGCCCACAUGAUUUUCUUUGAGGGUAAAAUGAACAAAACAAUGCUGAUCAGAGUAAUUCAGUGCAGUGCUACAGCUUAAAGAUUGCUUUUUGGAUGCUUCCCUCAGUAACAAGGCAAAAAUAAAACCAAUAUUAAGAGUUGUAAAAACCCCAAGCAACCCCCAAACGAGAACAGCAGAAGCAGUUAAGCAAUUCUGAUCUCCAACCCCAAAUUUCAAUGUUUUAAAAGCAAAAUUCUGCAGAAGAAGAUCAUAACACAAGUGUGGCACCUAGAGGCAGCCCUCCCUCCUCCUCUCUAUCGCCUUCCAGGGCCCUGGCUCAGGGGCCUCAUGGCACUGCCCUCCUUUACCAUUGCUCGGAGCUGAAAAAGACAGCGAGUUUGCUUGGCUGCAGCACAGCAGAGGUGCAGGGACGGGCACACAACAAUUCCCUUCGGAGUUAGCUGUUGAGAGCCACGGAAAUGAAGAUCAGCUGACAUAUUUGGAGUCAAAGCUGGUAAUUACGCUGACCACCAGAGGUUGCGGUCAGCAACGAAACCACAGGGACUGUGCACAGAGAACCAGGUGGCUGCAAAGUGUGCAUCCUGGUGGCCUCUCUCAGCCUUUUGUCCUGCCAAUGCACUUGGCUCCAAGAAGGAAAAACACUCCUGUUUGGCUCCCCACCUCGAGUCAAAUCUUUCCCUAAAGACACAGACUAAGGCUAUAGAUUUUUCCCAUUUUUCACAAGAAAGACCAGUUGUCCACCGAGGAACUAGUGCUCAGAGGAAUCCUCAUUCAAGAAAGCUGGACUUGAGUCCUACAAGUAACACAGACAGUAAAGGAGGAGAGGGGAGAGCUCUUUCCUCCUAUGCCAAAAGGAUGGAGCAGAACUAUUGAACAGCUCAGGCAGAGAGAGCUUGGACAGGACCGUCACACCUGCAGCCUUGCAGAAGAUGAUGGGGUGAGGGAUCCAAAGGGCAGCCCUCAAGGGAGGAGAAAGGCUGCAAGAGCAGCCCAGAAAAAGAAAUUGCAAGAGAAAAGGCUUAAAACUCACACAAUCCAUUGCACUGGGCUGUCAUCCUUACAGGCGACAGCUCUGGAGACACAGUGCUGAGCUUUGCCAGAGGAAAAGCUCCAAGGAGUCACAAAUGAGCAAAAGGGAUAAAAAUGCUGCCACUGCACAAACCAUUGAAGUGGUGGAAGCAGAAAAGUGCUUACAGAGCGGCCUGAAAGUGAGGAGCACAGGACACGGAUGGAGAGGACAAGAAAUCACCAACCUUAUGGAUGAUACUUUCUCUGCAGAAGAAUGGGAACCCAAGCCAGAACAGCUGUAUCCCGUGUGGAUCAGCCUGCACAUACACCACACCGUAGGCAGGUAUGAUUCGCUUCCAGCAAAGCUUCCUACAGUACAGGAUUCAGUGCUCACGUGAAAAAGGCUGAGUCAAAACUGCCCCGAAGAACGUCAAGGGCAUCAAUGAAAAGACA
Messenger RNA from Cuculus canorus (common cuckoo), 3618 nucleotides. It is a transcript of the gene EMC3, whose product is annotated as ER membrane protein complex subunit 3. The transcript has 8 exons. The record is from RefSeq and is a predicted model, not a curated record. Gene Ontology annotation, cellular component: EMC complex; membrane. Gene Ontology annotation, biological process: protein folding in endoplasmic reticulum. Bases 88 to 873 code for a protein of 261 amino acids. Lineage: Eukaryota; Metazoa; Chordata; Aves; Cuculiformes; Cuculidae.